This is a messenger RNA of Drosophila gunungcola (fruit fly), 472 nucleotides long. RefSeq lists its product as uncharacterized. NCBI's taxonomy places the organism in Eukaryota, Metazoa, Arthropoda, Insecta, Diptera, Drosophilidae. The record is from RefSeq and is a predicted model, not a curated record. The coding region runs from base 273 to 458 and encodes 61 amino acids. The transcript has a single exon.
UAACCUAUUUGGUUGAUUUUAAUUUUUGGUCGUUCUGAUUGAAAUACAAUAGAAAAUUUAAGGUAUACAAAUAGAAAGAGGACAAGUUGUAAAAACUCGUAUAAAUUACAAUUUGAUACGGUAGACAGCCAUAAAAUAUGUUUAAAACUUUAGAUACGCUUCAGUCUAAAUAAAGUAUAAACUUGCGACAAAUUUUUCAUAGCCCUAGACGGUGUCUGAAGCUUAAAAUUGUAAAAAUUUGCUUGAAGAGUUGGGAGAUCUUUAGAAAAGCGAUGAACUGGCUGGUUUUUGGUCUUCUACUUCUCAGCGUGUCCUUUGCGAUGGAACAGGACGAGGCCACGCCCUAUAUUUGCGAUGGAAAGGACGAUAGGGUCUGUGACCAGUACCGCUGCAUGUGCCGAAGGAAGCCUUCAACGAAACCGGACCAAUAUUUCACAAGAACCGAGUAUGAAUUUUGAAGAUAAAUUAUAAA